AUGGCCUCCAGGCAUCGUUUCUUCAUUGCAGAUCUCCGGAAGGGAUGGCCGGAGGAGAAGCCAUACCACGAGGUUCCGAUCGCAUUGGUGCGUUGGAGAGGGCGUGAUGGGGCACAGAGAACGGAGCUUGUGAGAUUCUACUCCCACAUGCCUGCACGGCCCUUGCGGGCUUUCUACAGGCAGCCAGACAUGCACACCCGGGAACUACCUUUCGCAGAGAUGCAGAUUGCAUGGUUCGAGAUGACCAACGUAUCAGAAAGUGCAGAGCGGAUGGAGCCCAAGAGCUUUCUGGACUUCAGUUUCUCAACCGCAAUGGGAUUGGUCUGGAGAUGUGCGCAUGCAGCCCAAGCAUACUCGCUCCACGAUCGCAGUGCAUCCAAUGCGAAUGUCCUACUGAAUAAUCUGUUCUGGAUGCCUCAGAAGACGAGCUACGCCUGGCAUUUUCGCAGGCUCACGGUCCUUCCGGAUCCCGUUUUGCAAGCAGAGUUCCGUCGCCACCAGCAAGUUGACUCCAUACUCGACUCCAGGCUCGAGAAGUGGUACAAAGAGGAGGCUGCGGCGCGUUUCGAGGAGUCAGCCUUAGCCUUGCAGAGUUUGCCCCUGAGCCGCUUUCACUUGGCCGUCCUUGGCUCUCACGACCUCUCCAGGCCGGCCAAGGCCCGACGAGCAGCCAGGGCCCUGAACCCCUUGGGAAGCUGCAAAGGUCACCCCCACGGCCACAAGAUCUUGGUGCACUGGAAUGCGGUGAAGACGGCACGAAAAGAGGCGCGAGACAGCAGACAUGGGCCGGGGGAAGGCGAGAUCUUCAUGCCUCACAGCCGCUUCGCCCUUCUCCAGAUCUGCCUCUAUGAUUUUAUGUGGAAUGGCGCCUGGGGCCAGGUGGAGAACCGAAGCGGAUCCGAGGCUCCCUUCGGAAGGCUUCAGGAGCUCUGCUGUGCACACUUCGCCAGCAGGUGGUGCAAGACACCGCCCGGCCAAGUGCGGAAGAUCCAAACCUUCCCGCAAACCCCGUGGGGUGCGAGAUGUCCAGCCACAAGCUCCGCCACAGACAGAGCAGAAAGAGCAGAUUGGGAAUGCCCAGCACCAGAGAUCUUUGAGGAAGACAGCUUCUGGCGGGUUGCUAUGAUCCUGAACCAGCACCUGCUCAGAAAUCCCUUUUGGGGCCAACCCUGCGAAGUCCAAGUGCGAGAGCCUCUCGGUGAAAGUUCGGAGGAAGACAUGACUACCAUUAUUGCAUUGCUGUUAUUGAACCCUCCUGAUGGUGAGGAGGAGGAGCAGGAGGAGGAGGAUGCGCUAAUCAAUUUAAAUAGGUGGAUAAACAAUCGGUAA
Messenger RNA from Symbiodinium necroappetens, 1329 nucleotides. The record is from the annotation of a GenBank genome assembly. Lineage: Eukaryota; Dinophyceae; Suessiales; Symbiodiniaceae.